GCAUCAAAUAGUUAAACACUUAUUGUUAAUCUUAAUCAUAAUUAAUACAAUUUAUUUGUCAAUAUGUGAGUUAAGUUUGAAUGGCAAGUGUGGUUACCCGGGCAAACCAUAUCGGGCUAAACUGGAACCCGACAAUAAACUACUAUACGAUGAGGGAGAAGAGGUCAGCUACCAGUGCGUCGACUUCUGGUCAUUCAUUAAGACUAGACGGUGCGAAAAGGGCCGAUGGACUGGAGAGCAACCCCGAUGUGCAUAUUCUUUAGAGAAUUUAAUGUCCCAAAAAGAUUCUGUUAUUUA
This is a messenger RNA of Medioppia subpectinata, 297 nucleotides long. Lineage: Eukaryota; Metazoa; Arthropoda; Arachnida; Sarcoptiformes; Oppiidae. The record is from the annotation of a GenBank genome assembly.